Vigna angularis (adzuki bean) is the source of this 1048-nucleotide messenger RNA. Its product is annotated as two-pore potassium channel 3-like. The record is from RefSeq and is a predicted model, not a curated record. Gene Ontology annotation, biological process: stabilization of membrane potential; potassium ion transmembrane transport. Lineage: Eukaryota; Viridiplantae; Streptophyta; Magnoliopsida; Fabales; Fabaceae. Bases 302 to 1048 code for a protein of 248 amino acids. The transcript is spliced from 2 exons. Gene Ontology annotation, cellular component: plant-type vacuole membrane. Gene Ontology annotation, molecular function: potassium ion leak channel activity.
GAUGGGGUUGUCAGUUGUAGGAAGAAAUUCUGAUAUUUUUGUUGGAUUGUACGAAGAAUUUUGUUGGUUUUUUUAGAUGGUUACGUUGUCUAUUAUUUUAUCUAUCCCUUUAAAAACAAUUGUUUUCAUUCAUGUGUCAUCUUAAAAUUUGAAGACUUCUAAAUUAUAUUCUUAUAGAAAAAACAACAACAUUUGCAAUACCCAAAUUAUAAAUGAGAGAAAUGAUACAUCAGAAGUUUUUUUGUUUUUUUAAUCUGAAUGUGACAACUUUAAAUGACAAGAAACAAAAGAAGCUUUUUUUAUGUUGACUAAUUCAGUGUAUUUUGUGUUUGUUCAGCUCGGGUUAAUUUUCUUUUAUAUCAAUCGUCAUAAUUUUUCAGCUUCCGAGACUCAUCUUGUAGUUGAUGCAUUGUAUUUUUGUAUAGUCACAAUGUGCACAAUAAGAUAUGGUGACAUCACUCCAAAUAGCACAACCGCUAAACUUUUCUCUAUAUUGUUUGUGUUGGUGGGGUUUGGAUUUAUAGACAUAUUGCUGAGUAGGAUGGUUAGCUAUGUGCUUGAUUUGCAGGAGAAUCAUAUGUUGACGGCAGUGAAGGGGAGGAGGGGUGAGAAGGAUGGAAAGUCUUAUAUAAUUGAUGUGGAGAAAGGGAGGAUGAGGAUUCGAUUGAAGGUGGCGCUGGCGUUGGGAGUUGUGGUGAUUUGUAUUGGGGUAGGUGUGGCGGUUAUGCAUUUUGUGGAGAAGCUUGGUUGGUUGGACUCUUUUUAUCUUUCAGUUAUGUCGGUUACUAUGGUUGGGUAUGGAGACCAUGCUUUCAAGACCAUGCAUGGCAGGAUCUUUGCUGCAAUUUGGUUGCUCGUGUCUACUCUUGCCAUGGCUCGAGCGUUCCUCUAUUUGGCUGAGGCAAGAGCGGAUAAGCGGCACAGGAUGAUGGCGAAGUGGAUUCUUGGUCAGGAUAUGACUGUUUCUGAGUUUCUUGCAGCAGACAUAGACAACAAUGGCUUUGUGAGGUAUGGACUGUUUCAUUUCGAUCUCAUAAAAAGUCAGUGA